UCCCGGGCCAGGCAGAGGCGGCGUGUGGCCGGCGGCGGCGGCGGCUCUGCGGCGAUGCGAGCGGGGCUGCGCUCGGCUCCGCUCCCCGCCUAGCCGCCCCGGCCGAGCAUGGGCUGCAUCGGCUCCAAAGGCACCCUCGUGGCUGUGGACACGACUUUGCAUGUGGAGUGGAAUGAGGUGAAGGCCCUGCCUGUCCUCUCGCCCUUGGGGAGCACCAGGACGUCACUAGUCCACAGGCCGGUUCGGCAGAGCUCGGUGGACAGCCAGGACUCUCUCGAGGUAAAUGUUGAAGACACUGUCGAAAUGUUACCCAAGUCCCGGCGAGCGCUCACAAUCCAGGAGAUCGCUGCCCUCGCCCGGUCCUCCCUGCACGGUAUCUCGCAGGUGGUGAAGGACCAUGUCACCAAGCCCACGGCCAUGGCGCAGGGCAGGGUGGCGCACCUCAUCGAGUGGAAAGGCUGGUGCAAGCCCAUGGACUCCCCGGUGGCUCUGGAGAGCGCCUUCAACUCCUACUCGGACCUGAGCGAAGGGGAGCAGGAGGCCAGAUUCGCAGCAGGUGUGGCCGAGCAGUUUGCCAUUGCCGAAGCCAAGCUGAAGGCCUGGUCUUCCAUGGACGGGGAAGACUCCAAUGACGAAUCCUACGACGAGGACUUUGGGACAAACACCAACAGCACCCAGCCAGCUGAUGCUGCAGGCCACCUGCCGCCCGGCUCCUUCCUGAAGGAUCUCCUCCACAGCCGCCCGUGCCAGCUCGACGUCCAGCAGGGCUCCUGCGAGCCCGAGAGCGACUCCUCCCAGACCAUCUCUCCGGAGACCUUGUGCUCCAGUCUCUGCAGCCUGGAGGACAGUCUGCUGCUCAAGGAGCUGGGCUCGCCGGGCGAACUGGCUGCCAAACUGCUGGGCUCCAUGGCCGGAGGGGAGGAGAUGCUCCUCUCCAAGCUGCCCCCUCAGACUGGAGAAAGUGCCUUCCGGAGCCUGGGACAGCUGGAGUGCCAGGACUCCAUGUACUCCAUGUCCUACACGGAGUCCUGCCUCUCGCCCACGGGGGAUGACAGCCUGUCCUGCAAGGAUGACCACACGGCGUGCAAGCUGCACGGGGACAGCUGCGGGGUUCGGAGGAAAGUCUCCGACGUGGCCUCUUCGGGGGUGGUGUCACUGGAUGAGGAAGACGAGGCUGAAGAGCAGUGAACUGGUCUUGGUCUGUGGCAUGCUUCACCUGCCAUCUCUGUCCCACUCCGUGACACACACCCCCCAGGCCCCGUUCCCUGUUCUUCUUGUGGGCGAGUCCUGUCUGGGGUUGGCGUGAGCCUUAGCCGGGCAGGGGAGGAUGGUGGAAGGAAAAUCCGGCCCCCCCACUGGCGGAGACUGGUGAAGCCUGAGGCCUCGCGGCCGGCCACUGGAUGGAUUUGCUUGCUGCGUCUCUCUCUCUCUCCCCUCGUCUGUUUUUUUGCAUGAGAGUGUUUUGGGGAUAACCAAAAACCCUGAAUCGGAGCCAACUAGACCUGACGCCAUCUGAGACGGUUCUGAGCAUGUUCUGCACCCCACCUCCAAACCCCUGGGGAGGCGCCCUUCGCUGUCGGGGGGCAUGGCUAGUGCUGUUAAAGCAACAUGUGUACGUUCCUAAUGAAGAUUAAACCCCCUGCUCUGGGCCCUCAAGUCCCGGCUCAGAGCCGGUGCCGAGGUGCACUGUGCUGGGCUGCUCUGCA
Messenger RNA from Dermochelys coriacea (leatherback sea turtle), 1706 nucleotides. It is a transcript of the gene FAM131A, whose product is annotated as family with sequence similarity 131 member A. Bases 109 to 1188 code for a protein of 359 amino acids. The transcript is spliced from 6 exons. Lineage: Eukaryota; Metazoa; Chordata; Testudines; Dermochelyidae. The record is from RefSeq and is a predicted model, not a curated record.